UAAAAAUGAUGUUCAAAAUAACCCUAUUGAAAUUGUCUCGUGUAGUGGAAGUUGUAAUCAUUACCAAAAAAGCAGAGAUGAAUUGGGUUGGUCGUUUAAAUCAAAUAUUUCGAAACAAAGUUUUGAUGGAAUCCCAGAUAAAGUAUCAUCUAGCACAACUAAAUUAACUAUAGCAUCUUCUAAUAAUAAUUCGCUUUUAAAUUAUAUAUUAAUUACAUUUACAAAAACAUACCUUCAAAACACGGAAAUCAGAACACAAAUUAUCCAGCCUAUAUCUACUGGCCAUUUAAUUUGGCUCAGAUAUUCUUUAAUAUUUAAAAAUAUAUAUGCUUCAAGGUUUAAUUUUUUUACAGGUCCACCCGAAGCAGAUAUUGAUGUUGAAAUUGUUUAUAUAUCACCAAUUCCGAACUCAUCUUAUACCAUUUUACUAAUGAAGCCAAAGAAUCAAAAUAUAUGUUAUGAAGCAGUUCAAAAUAAUGUUUUUACGUUUCUCGCUAGUAUUGGUGGCUUUUAUUAUUUUAUGACAGCAUUCUAUAUUUUAUUAUUUGGAUCGCCAAAAUACUCUCCUUGGGGCUACUGUCAAACUUGUCCAUGCUGGUGGCCAUUUCGCCGAAAUUACAAAAGACAUCUCGCAAAACAAUUUAUUUGCAAAAAUGGUAGAACUCUAUUUGUUGAUGAUCCACUUGAGUUGAUCUCUGAUGCAUCAUCCAUUGAAGACAAAAUAAAUGUAUUAGGAAAUCGUUUGAUUAUGUUGGAAGAUUUAUUAAAGAAAUUUUAUCUUGAUACAAGUUACUUAAAAUUAUUGAAAGAGACCCGUGAAAAAUACAUUACUCUUUAUAGAAACUAUAAAGAACUUGAACAAGAUAUUACAAUCGAAGAAGGGAGUGAAAUAAUGAUAUGA
Molecule: messenger RNA, 901 nt
Organism: Dentiscutata erythropus
Lineage: Eukaryota; Fungi; Glomeromycota; Glomeromycetes; Diversisporales; Gigasporaceae
Source: the annotation of a GenBank genome assembly